This is a messenger RNA of Seriola aureovittata, 4154 nucleotides long. RefSeq names its product heparan-alpha-glucosaminide N-acetyltransferase (gene hgsnat). NCBI's taxonomy places the organism in Eukaryota, Metazoa, Chordata, Actinopteri, Carangiformes, Carangidae. The coding region runs from base 582 to 2534 and encodes 650 amino acids. The transcript has 18 exons. The record is from RefSeq and is a predicted model, not a curated record.
GAAAAAGAUACGUUACCAUAGCAACGAACAGUGUAUCCUACAUUUAUGACUCCAGCACUCCACACAGUAAUGAUUAAGUUCCAUUAUAACGUUAUCUUUAGUUGUAUCCUUAAAAUGUAAUUUCGUGAUCCCAGAGAUGUCUGUUUGUUUUGCCCGGAAACACAAAAUGCUUGCCGAAAAAACAACGUGUAAAUCCAACAUUUCCGUACACGCAAUGGCUGCGGAGUAAACAGUAAGGAAAUUUUCAAUUUAAAGGUUGGUUUUGUGUCAGGCGAACAGUCUUAUCUGUCUGGACAGAUAUGAGCCAUUAGUGUGAGUAACGAAUGUGAGUGAGUUCACAACUGUGACCAACGUUUCCAUAGCAACAGAAUGUGUAGACACCUGCAAAAAAGGUUUACUACGAUUUCUGGGAUCUUAUUAAACAACCAAAAAAAUAGGCUUCAGUAUAGUGGUAUUGAUCCACAGGUAGUGGGAUCAAUACCUGUUGAGGGCAACGACCGGGUAGCGUUAAUAAUGUACUUUGUCCCUUCUCGCUUCCAUUACAAUGUCAAAACAAGGAAGGGUCGGAAGUAGAAUAUAUUAUGGAAAAAGCGACACGAAAGAAAAACUCAAAAGGCACAUCUUCAAUAGAGGGGGAGAAGCAACCAAGGCAGGAAGAAAUGACACAGCCAGAGAAAUAUAUGUUUUCCCUUGCUGUCAUUGCUCUAGUUGUAGCCGUUUGCGUGGCACCACUGACAGCUGAAAUAUCUACAUCUGGCUUUUCAUCUCAUAAACACAGUGUCCUAAAGAUGGAUGAGGCAGUUUUGACAGUCAACAAUGAUCUGGACAUUGAGGUGGUGGUUUCCUGGAUGUCAGAGCGCUGCUACCAGUGUUUGUACCAGCAGCUAGGGGUGGUACCUGCAGCGCAGAGUCCUGGCCAGCCCGGUUCAGUUGACUUUGUUGUAAGCACACAGCAUGAAAUUACACUACAGCUCAACAGCACUGAUGUUAACCUGGAGUUGUGCACAAUUCCAUUCCACUUUGGGGAGCAUGGAAACUACUCUUUGUGGGUGAAAAAUCUAAAUGACUCCUCAGUGGUCAACUGCUCUGUAGUGAAUGAUGCAGACCCCAUCAACAGCUACAUACCGAUAUUGGUAGCUUUUCUUAUCUUUGCUGGACUGGUCGUGGUGUCUGCCAUUGGAAGAACAUUAUUAGGGCUUGAUGUAGUGAAAGGUAUCCUCUUCCGAAUUGGUGGCUCCAUGGAGACAGAAAGGCUCAUCAACUCUGAACUGGGCUCCCCUGGCAGGACGGUGACAUCCGUUACUGACAACAUCCUCCCUCCUCCACCCAACCCCAGCAAGAGGCUGCGAUCUCUGGACACAUUCAGAGGUAUCUCCUUAGUCAUUAUGGUGUUUGUGAACUAUGGAGGGGGGCGAUACUGGUUCUUUAGACACACAAGCUGGAAUGGUCUUACUGUUGCAGAUCUAGUCUUUCCUUGGUUUGUGUUUAUAAUGGGGACAUCCAUUGCGCUGUCAGUCAACUCCCUGCUGCGUGCAGGCUUGACUCGCUGUGCACUGCUGAGGAAAGUUGUGUGGAGGAGCCUGCAGCUCUUCAUUAUCGGUGUCUUCAUUAUCAACCCAAACUACUGCCAGGGACCAUUAUCUUGGGACAACCUGCGCAUCCCAGGUGUGUUGCAGCGUCUGGCCUGGUCGUACCUGGUUGUAGCCAGCCUGGAUCUGUUGGUGGCGAGAGGUCACCUUGACAUCCUUACAACGGGUGCUUGGUGGUCUCCUGGCAUUGACAUUUUGCUGUACUGGCCAGCUUGGCUGUGUGUGCUUCUCUUAGAAAGCAUCUGGCUAUUCCUCACUUUCCAACUUCCUGUACCAGAUUGCCCAACAGGCUAUCUAGGACCAGGUGGGAUCGGGGACAUGGGUCUAUACGCCAACUGCACCGGUGGAGCAGCUGGUUUCAUUGACCGUUGGCUGCUGGGAGAAAACCACAUCUACCAGACUCCCUCGUCACGGGUGAUUUUUGCAACGCACAUGCCAUAUGAUCCAGAAGGUGUUCUUGGCAGCAUCAACUCUGUCCUCAUGGCUUUUCUUGGAUUACAGGCAGGAAAAAUAAUCUUACACUACAGAGAACUCCACAGGAGUAUAAUGUCAAGGUUUCUUAUAUGGGGUCUCUUAUUGGGUGCCAUAUCAGCACUUCUGACCAAGUGUUCCACAGACCAGGGCUUCAUUCCUAUCAACAAAAACCUAUGGUCUCUGUCCUAUGUGACAACACUGGCUUGUUUUGCCUUUGUGCUGCUAGUUCUGGUCUACUACACGGUGGAUGUAAAGAAGUGGUGGUCUGGAGCACCUUUCUACUACCCUGGUAUGAACUCCAUCCUUGUGUAUGUGGGCCAUGAAGUGUUUGAAGAGUACUUCCCCUUCCGUUGGCGCAUGGCCAACAGCCAAUCCCACGCUGAACACCUCACCCAGAACCUCGUGGCUACUUCCUGUUGGGUGUUCAUCUCCUAUGUGCUCUACAGAAAGAAGAUUUUCUGGAAAAUUUAGAAGUGGGGCCUCUAAAUGAUGGGGCAUUCAGACAGAUAAUAGCAGAGGACAUUGUUUACAUCAGAAUUGCUGGAGUUAUAAUGUGAGAACAUUUGGAAGGCGGAAAAUAGGAGGCUGAUUUAUUUUGUCAAAACUAUGAUGGUUCGCUGUCUCUGAACAUAUAAGGGUUUUUCUUUAAAACAACACUCUUUUUUUUUUUUUUUUUUAAUUCUCAGUCAGUAAGUUAUAGGACCAUAAAUGUUUUAAGACUCCCAAAGAUCUUCAGAUAUGAAGCAGCUGAUCUCUGCCAAAUAUCUUAACUGACUCAGGAAAAACUUGUCCAAGAAUAGUACUUAGAAAAGAAUUUGAGAACUAUAAAGACUGACAUUGUUAAACUACUGUUUGACUAAGUGUUGUAGAUACAGGUUUCAUUCCUCAUCUUGUGUCCCAGACUACAGCAGCAGGGUGUCGCAGUAGUGGUUUAACAAGCCCUUGUUGACUUCCCCUUGGGAGAAUCCCUGCUACAGCUGUUACUCUGAAAGCUGAAGUGGGUUUUUGUGAGACUGACUUUUCAAGUGCAGAAGGAGACAGCAAAAUUAUGUAUGUUCUUAAAAAAAGACUACCAAGAAUGCAUUUUCAUCAUUUCCACUGCACAACAGAUGGUGGAAGUGAUAUUUAAAGAAAAGAGAAACAGUGUGUAGUGGUUUUAAAAUAAUAACGCCCAGCAUCUAUUAGCAUUUAUUAUUGUGAGUUAGUAUGCCAACUCAAAUGCAAGUGUUUUCCAUUUGCAAUCCCCAACCCCACUCCUUCAUUUAGCAAGGGACCAGUGGUGUGAUAUGUGAUGCUGCGUGUUAACAAGUGAUGAGGGGAAGUGAAGGAGGGCUUGUCAGUUGACCCACUGAAGGUUGCUUGUUUUGUAUUUUGGUUAAGUGCAUGUGUACUGCCCUUUUUAUUCAACUACACAUGCCCAGUUUUAUGUUUGCAUUGACAAAAAUGAUUUGUCUUUCUCUUGCCAAAAGUCUGUUAUAUUUGAGUAGCCAUUUUUCCACAUUAUGUUAAAUGUGUUGUGAAUUUCCAGAAAGAAAAUCUACUGUAUGUACAUGUGCAGGAGUUAAAUUUUGAGAUUUGAAAAUACAUCAUACAUUCAGAUGUAAGAUUAGUAGGCACACCUAGCUAAAAUUAUUGGUCUAAUACAGUAGGCCUGAUAUAUGAUAUGAAUUUGGGGGGGCGACUGCAGCCUCCAAAAUGACCAUAAAGUUACAUCAGCACCUCCCUAAAACAGUUUAAAGCAGUUUCAAUACAAACUGAACUUUAUAACCAUCAUGAAGGGGAGAUUUAUUGCAGGACUGUUAUAUUGCACUUAAUUAGUUUUAACUAAUAAACUGGGUAUAUAUUUGAUGAUGUGCCCUAUUCUGCAAUUGGCAGUUCAUAUAACUUGUAACAUUUAUAGAUUUAUGGAUUUUGGAAAACGAUAUGGUCAAUAUGAAUCUAAAUGCUGCGAGCGACCUUUUAAUAAUUGCUAAUCUAGUAUUGUCUUUUCUUGAUGGAAUUCAUUUUUUUCAAACUUUUAUACAAUUAUUUCUUUUAUAUUCACCAUUUGAAAAUGAAGUAAGUUUAUGUAAUAAAUCUUAUUCCAAAGAA